AUGGAAGCAAAGACUGCCAGCAUGAUGGCUGCUUCGAGCGAUGCAGCUGCCAGAUUGACGCCGACACAGUUGAGGGAAAUUCGCGAGGCAUUCCAAGUCCUUGAUAGAGACAACGAUGGGUCCGUGAACAAGGACGAUGUAGCUGAUGUACUUGUGAAUAUCGGCCAGGAUGCCUCGGUGGUCUCGCAAUUUUUCCCUCCAGGAAGCACCCAGACGAUCAAUUUUCCUACAUUUCUGAAUAUCUUAUCUAGUCUACUUGCGCCUCUUUCUUCUCGCCAAGAAUUGAUGAAUGCCUUGGCUGCUUUUGACGAUGAUGAUAGCGGACAAAUCGAUGUUGCAGAGCUACGCGAUACCCUCAUACACACAGCGUCGGAAGAUGGACAGCCACCGCUGACGGAGAGGGACAUCAACGAGGUAUUGAGUGGAUUCACCGGACGUAGAGUAUUCGGUGGGAAAGCCGGGAAACUGUCUGGAGCAGGAAAAAGAGGGGAGGUGUUUCGAUAUCAGGAGUUUGUUGAUAGCACCAUAGGAGGAUCAACAAGCGGGCGCCGUGACCCUGAUACCGCCGCGAGAUAG
This is a messenger RNA of Aspergillus thermomutatus, 576 nucleotides long. Its product is annotated as putative calmodulin. Gene Ontology annotation, cellular component: cytoplasm; myosin II complex. Gene Ontology annotation, molecular function: calcium ion binding; cytoskeletal motor regulator activity; myosin heavy chain binding. The transcript has 2 exons. Lineage: Eukaryota; Fungi; Ascomycota; Eurotiomycetes; Eurotiales; Aspergillaceae. The coding region runs from base 1 to 576 and encodes 191 amino acids. The record is from RefSeq and is a predicted model, not a curated record. Gene Ontology annotation, biological process: mitotic cytokinesis; actomyosin structure organization.